Coccinella septempunctata (seven-spotted ladybird) is the source of this 7106-nucleotide messenger RNA. RefSeq names its product histone-lysine N-methyltransferase ash1 (gene ash1). The record is from RefSeq and is a predicted model, not a curated record. The coding region runs from base 143 to 6511 and encodes 2122 amino acids. Gene Ontology annotation, molecular function: histone methyltransferase activity; protein binding; chromatin binding. Lineage: Eukaryota; Metazoa; Arthropoda; Insecta; Coleoptera; Coccinellidae. Gene Ontology annotation, cellular component: nucleus. The transcript is spliced from 14 exons.
UGACAUAUUAUUUUAUAGCCGUUAUUGCGCAAUUGAAUGACGUUUUCACAUGAAAAUUGUCCAAAAUGUUUUAUUUAUAGUACAAUUUGAAACAAAUGUUCUAAUUAAUGGAGGAAUAUUUAGUGAUUAUUAGGCUGCAAAAAUGGAAGGUAGUGAAGGAACCAGUCAGACGGAAUUGUAUACAGGCUGGUCAUCUGUAGUUCAUCAACCAUGUGAAGAUCUUGAAGAGAGUGAACUUCCUAGUACUGUUGAUAUUGCUGCAUUCAGUACUAAUCUCGAUGUAGAACCUUCAAAUUCUUCCACUCACGCUCUGCAUUCAGGCAGUGAUAGUGAUUCUGAUGCUGAUUCAAGUAAUUCGGGUAGUGAAGCAUCUCAUUCUGGCAGUCAAUCAGAUUCUUCUGAAUCAGACAGUUCAUCUUCUAGCCCAGAUUCCACCUCUCGUAGUUCUUCCCCUGCUGAAUUUUCUGUAACUAGCUCUCAAACUGAUGGUUUACGGUUAACAAUUGCGACAAUUAAAAAACCUGGUGGUAGUCCAUGUGAAGAAAGAACAUCCGAGAAAAAUACUGAUGUGAGAACUGCAUCUAGUUCAGAUGUAUCGUCUGAAUCAGAAGGUGAAUCUCAUAGUUCCAAUGGUGGAAGACCAGGAGCUAAAAUCAAACUAGGUCCUUCUGCGCCAAAAGGAAAUGCUUUAUCUGUUGCAUUCAACAAAGUUGAUAAAAAAACUGAUUCUAAAAUUGUCAAGAAGGAUCCUUUGUCUAGUAAGAUAACAUCUAAAGGAAAAAUUAAAUUGAAAAAUUGUAGAAAAAUGACUUCUCUGAAUCGUGAUUAUACUUACUGUAGUUCUGAUGGCGAAUCAAAAACAGAGACCAUUGGAGAUGAUAGUGUAUCUAUAUUGGCAUCUUGUAGUCUGCAAGAAAUCAGACAGGAAGAUUUGGCUGCUAUUUUGCCUGAUCAGCAAGAGUGUGACGCGUUUGGCAGUUUUGAAAGAGAAAAUAGUGGUAAAAAUGGUGUUAAAAGAUCACCAGAGGCAGAUAUGUCUGAUUCAGAUAUGGAGCUCCCUCAUCAGGCUGUUAAUGCGCUUAUACAAAGAACAACUGAAAGUUCUAGUGAAUCAGAAAAUGAAUUACCCAACCCUCCUGCCUUGUAUGCUAACAGCCUUCUCCAACAGUUUGAAGUCCAAACACAAAUGUUAAGUACUCAGGUGGCAACUUGCAACGGUAAGAAAACGCCAGUGCAAUCGAAAAAUGACCCUAACAACAAAAGGGAAGAAAAUCCGAAUGAUUCAGAAAAAGUCAAACGAAGGAGAGGUAGGCCUAAAAAAAUGUCUGCUUCCAAGACAAACAGUGUGAAAUCAGUGAAAAUUCAUAACGGUAAUUACUCCCUCAACCCGAAUGUAUCACCAGACAGUGGAAUUCAGAAUAGUCCUGAUCAUAUAUCCAGUCCUGAACCGACCCUGCUGAGAGGUUCAUAUAAAGAAGAAGUCAAAGACAAGGCCUCAACUGAAAUGAAAAAAAUGUCGACGACGGAAAAAAAUUCAACCAACAAAUUGUCAAUUUCAACAGACCAACUCGAUAGGCAUUUUUAUGGACAUUCUGAGAAGACUCUCUAUCCACCCAAGAGAAAAGUGGGAAGGCCAGCAGCGGUAUGUAAAAAAGAGGUACCAAAAAGUACUAGACAAUUGAACAAUAGCAGUUCUGGAAAAGGGGAGAGUAAAGUGCUAACUAAGAAUGAAAAGUAUGCACGGGGGGACAAGAAAAAUAAGGGGCAGCAAGAUGUUAAAAAUAUCAAAUCGGGCAAGCUGAAGCCUCAUAAUUCUUGCAAUGAAGGAGUACUCAAGAAAUCCAAUACGAUAUGUGAGCGUCUAAGUAAAAGAUUAGAAGUGAGUGGAAAAACAGGAAAUAAGUCCUUGUCUGCUCAAACGAACGUUAAAGUACAAAGAAAUGUACAAACACAAAAGGUGACAAGUCAAAACAAAUCGGACGUAAAGCACAAAGUGGUAUCUUUGAAGAAUGCCAAGGUGAUGCACAGUAAACAUCAACACAAAAUUCACAAGAAACGCAAAUUCAGAAUUUUGAAACCAUUGGCUUUCAUCACUCAAGACCCAAAAAUUAAUGUGGAAAUAGAUAAACUGGUGAUGGAUUUCAACAAACUGUACAUCUCUAACAGUGGCAAGUUUGCAAAGGAAAAUAUUCCUGAAAUAUUGAAAACGAUAAAAAGGGUUUCAAAAAAGAGAAAAACGAACGAAUACGAUAGAAAGAAAAAGAAACAGAAUGUCAACACAACAAUAAACAAAAUUGAGAAUUCUAAUGAGCAGAGGUUGCCAUUAAAAAAGAGACAUUAUCAUAUUUCUGCUACGGAGAGUAAUAAAAUGGAAGAGGAGGAGGAAGAAAAGGAAGAAACUAAGACUGUGAACGAAGAUAAAGUGGAGAAUAAAAUUGGAAAAGUUCAGAUGACUAAAUGUUCUACCAGUAUCAGAGGCAGCCAAGGAGGCGCAGGUCCCAAACCAAUUAACAAUAAUAAUUCCAACGAAUCAGAUUCAAAGGAGGUUCACAUUGAAGAAGCUAUCGAAGCUUGCAUCAAUAGAUUCUCAAGCGUCACACCCAAUGGUAAAACUGAAACAACUGCAGACGUCAAACCGUCUGAGAAGGUUCCCACAUCUAUCAGUUCCAUAACGGCUACAACACCUAAAAAAAGGCACAGGCUGGUUAUGGAAAGUAUGAACGAUACCGAGAGGGAACCUUUACCCAAAGUCGAAUUAUCUGAAUCUAAUAAACGGUUGAAAACUUCCAUUGAAAGCGUAGUGUCUGAGCUCAAGAUGAAGAAGAGCCUGUCUCCGAAAACGUCCUCACCUAACGAAGAGAAAAAAUCUGAAAGCGUGGCCCAAAUGAUUACUCGCAAAAAAAACAGACUGGAAGAUCUGACCUCGAACUUGGUUUUGAAGAUAAAUCCCGGUUUCGAAACGGAGAAAAAAAAAUCUGAAAACGGCAAGAGCUGCUCCAAUAAGUAUCCAGCCUGUAAAAAGACCAAACCAACGGAAUUAGAGCAGUUGGAUGCGAUCACUUCUUCGAAGCCAACGGGCAUCUUUAUGCCCACUGUUGACAUCGAAUUCGCGACGUCCUCGGAUCCAUUGCAGGAUGGCAAAAAAGCGGUGACUGAGCCUAAAAACGUUAAAGAAUCGGAACCGACAAUCGUGCCAUCCAUGAAUCAGAGCACGGAAAAGACGGCCCCGGAUACUGUUAAGAAAAAGGUGCGAAAAAGACGGGCACCGAAUAGAACAGGAUUUCCCACAAUUAAGAAAAAAAAGAAGAAAAUAGUUCCGGCGGAAGAGAGAGAAGUAUCUGUCAAGAGUACACCGAUUUGUGACCGAGUACCAGUUGAUGGGGAAGAAUAUACUAGUUUCCUAAAUCGAACAGUAAAUGGAAAUAAUUCUCUUUUAUCCGAUUUGACCCCGUCAACGCUGGACGAUAUUUCUGUCAAGAGUAAAUCAUCGGAAGAAAUUGGCAAUUCCAAAUGGGAGAUGAUGAGCGAAUGCGACAGUUUGCCACAGGAGGAACGAACGGAACUCGAUUUGGAAGAGUUCCAGUUGGGCCCAGAUUACUCGAUGAGAGAAGAUUCGCCCACAACGUCAGUAGAUACAAAGGACAGCGACAAAACGACGACCGAGGUGGACCUAGAAGAUUUGCCCAUUGGUAAGAGGCUGGAUAGGCAGAGGAAGAAUAUAGAAGGAGCAUGUAGAAAGAGGAGGUUGCGAGAACACAGCUCAACCAGCAGCAUUGACAAAAAAAAUACCGAUGACAGAUUCACGACCAAUGAUGAGAAGAAAAACAAAAAAACGCCCAGGUGGAAGAAACGUUAUCUUGUUGCUGGACUAUUUUCGGAUUAUUACAAGGAGGAUGACGAAGCGACGAGGAUAAGACGUAAGGAAAACGCGAGCAAAUACGCGAAAGCGAUGUACGUUCCCUCGGAACACCCGUACGGUCUGCUACCGCCUCCGUACCAUUGCGGCAAGUACCUCCGUUGCCGAAACGUGGCUUUUCAGCUCCCUUACGACCUGUGGUGGCAACACACGCAUUCUCAGUUGCCGGGACGCGACGUAGUGCCCUCCUGGAAUUACAGAAAGAUCAGGACCAACGUGUACAACGUCAAGACGACCGGCACGGCGUGCGAAUUGCAGACCUGCAACUGCACGCCCUCUCAGAAAUGCGGGGAUGAUUGCAUCAACCGCCUGGUGCUCUCCGAAUGUCCCGCCAACAUGCACCGAUGCCAGAAUCAGAAGAUUCAGAGACACGAAUGGUCGCCUGGGCUGGAGAAGUUCAUGACCGAUGACAAGGGUUGGGGCAUACGUACCAAGCUCCCGAUCAGAUCGAACGACUUCAUCCUGGAAUACGUGGGAGAGGUGGUGUCCGAUCAGGAGUUCAAGGAACGCAUGGCCAGCAUAUACGUGAACGAUACGCACCACUACUGUCUGCACCUGGACACCGGCAUGGUGAUCGACGGGCAUCGGAUGGGCGGCGACGGCAGAUUCGUGAAUCAUUCCUGCGAGCCGAACUGCGAGAUGCAGAAAUGGCAGGUGAACGGCCAGUUCAGGAUGGCGCUGUUCGCGUUGCGAGACAUCGAGGCGGGCGAGGAACUGACCUACGACUAUAACUUUUCCCUGUUCAAUCCGGCCGAGGGACAGGAAUGCAAGUGCGGUAGCGAGAUGUGCCGCGGGGUGAUCGGAGGUAAAUCGCAGAGGGUCAGACAGCUGCCUCAGGCCGCCCCGAAGACGAACGGCGGUCGGGUGGGUAGGCCGAGGAAGGUCACCGCGGCCAAGAAGCAGGAAACUAAAGAGAACUUGCAAGGGUCCGGCCAGGAACAAACGAUGCAGCAGUACUCGUGCGCGCCGCUGAAGCCGAUCAGUCAUCAGCAGAAAUGCUACAUUUUAGAGCAUCACUGUUUCCUGUUGAGGAACAUAAACAAGGUGCGUAAGGUGAAAGAUCGUGCCGUAGGUAUAUCGUUUGUGAACCGACCGCCGACGGCACCGCCAGUGGAUCACGGCACAACAUUCCUGAACCAUCUGAACGCUUUGCAGAAACCCAGGAACAUGAAGACGAGGAGGAUAGCACAGGCUGAGGACAAUCCCGACUUUAACCGAUCGGUCAAGGUGGCAUCAGUGCUCAAAGAUAUCUACGACUCCGUGGUCAAUUUCAAAGACGAGACCGGUUCCGUUUUGGCCGCGCCGUUCAUGAACCUGCCUUCGAAACGGAAGGCUCCGGAGCUGUAUCAGUCCAUCGGCGAUCCCAUAGACUUCGUCACCGUCGAACAGAACAUAGCCAAGGGGGCUUACCGCUCGACCGAUUCCUUCGACAACGACAUGAACAGGGUGCUGCUGACCUUCACGAAAUUCUUCGGUUGUUCCAGCGAGCACGGCAUAGCCGCGAUCCGUCUGAAGAAGGUCUACCAGGAAAGUAAACGGGAGAGUUCGUCCAAGUUCCAAGAUUUGCUCGGCACAAAGCCUCCGGCCAAUUUCGUUUCCAAGAGGGACAAAAAUGAAGAAGAAGACAUAAUUCGAUGCAUUUGUGGUAUGUACCACGAUGAGGGCCUAAUGAUACAGUGUGAGCGUUGUCUGGUGUGGCAACACUGCGAAUGCGUCCGAGCGGAUCCUGCAGCUCCCAGUUAUCACUGCGAGAUUUGCGUGCCCAGAGAAGUAGAUUAUGAGAUACCCAUGGAUGAAUUCACAGAACACGGCCACAGAUAUUACAUGACUUUGAUGAGGGGGGACCUACAGUUGCGUCAGGGUGACACAGUUUACGUCUUGAGAGAUAUUGCCAUUCCGGGAACUGAAAAAAAACACAACUACCAAACCAUUGGAAAGAUAGACUACAAUGAUUUGGAUAUAUUUCGCAUUGAAAGGCUCUGGAAGGAUUCUAGUACCGGUCAAAGAUACGCCUAUGGCCAUCAUUACCUACGACCGCACGAAACCUAUCACGAACCAACAAGAAAAUUCUUCCAGAACGAAGUUAUGCGGGUGCCUCUCUAUGAAGCUGUUCCCGUUGAAUUGAUAAUAUCGCAGUGUUGGGUCUUGGACCUGAACACGUUCUGCAAGGGCCGGCCUAUAGGCGCGGACGAAAAACACGUCUAUAUCUGCGAAUAUCGGGUGGACAAAUCGGCAAGACUCUUCCACAAGGUGUCCAAAGCCAAGUUUCCAGUAUGUACAAAGAGUUAUGUCUUUGAGAGGUUCCCGGAAAGAUUGAAAAUAAGCAGGACUUACACACCUCAUGAACUAGGCGAUUCUUCUAUCAAAACGAAAUCUAGGAAAACUCAAGAUGAAAAACAUCUGAAUGUGGUUGAAUCAAGAGCUACUUCUGUUUCAGCUCCUAAAGUUAGAGAUUUGAAUGAGCAAAAGAGUAGACUGAAUAAUAUCUUAUUGAAAUUGUUGAGUAAAAUGCCUACUAAACAGGUCCUGGACGUUUCCUAUUUACUAGAAGGAGGAAGGAGGAGGAAGAAUAAAAAUUUUAAAAUGAACCAGUGAAACAAAAGUGAUAUUUUGUACAUUAUUCUGAUGAGUUUUCAGGCGGAACAAGUUGAAUUUCUAAAAACUAGUCAUAGCUUGUUGAAAGUAUUUAUUAUUAACAAUAAUUGUAAUUUUAAUUUAUUUGUUGACAUAUUUCGCGGCUAUCUUUUUGAGGUCUUGUUUGAUAAAACAACUGUUAUGAUUCUGUUAGUUUGGUAGACUAUUGCUCCAUUCAUUUGUAUACAAGUUUAAUCUUACUUUAUAAAAAUUAAUAAAACCUUGUGAAUUUUUACAUUCAUCGCUACUUUGCCUUGUUAAUAAUUUAACCUUUGUUUUAGAUAUAAACCUAUAUUUAUUUUCUCAAUGCUGUAUAUAUUGAAAUAUAGUUUUUUCAGGAUCAUUUAUUAUUGUAUUAAGAUCCAUCUUGUUGAGCUUUUGUAUCGUAUUUUAUUGAAUUGAACACCCAAUUUGAUGAAUACAUAUUUAUUUUGUUUUCUAUUUUUAACACUAAUAAUUUGCUUUCAAUAAUUGUAACAUCACAUCUUCAUUUUUUACAAGAUUAUGACAACCAUUAGGUCACAGUUUAUAAUUAUAAAUAAAUGUAUUUUUUGAU